AUGCAGUUCUCAAUGACAACCAAGAGAAAGAAAAAGCAACAUGUCAUUUCUAUACCCAAAGAAGUUGUUGUUGAGAUAUUACGAAGAGUACCUUGCCAAGAUUUGUGUGAAACUUUAAAGAAAGUAUGCAUGCACUGGUGUUCGAUAAUCUAUAGCGGGAGCUUUGCCUACUCACAAAUUGAACGCGGAAUAUCAAAAUCCUCAUCAUCAUUCUCUCAAUUGGAAGCAGUUGUUGUUACUAGGGCUGAUGAUAGACGUUGUGUCACAAUCUCUGCCUUGGAAUGGCACAGUAUUCCAAACUAUCCAUUCGACGAACAAGAAUAUUGGAAGACUAAAUACAUGUUUACAAAAAAUGAUGUAUUUAUGGACACAUUAGAACCGGAAAUUUACAUGGCAAGGGCGGGUUCUGUGAAUGGUUUCGUGUGUUUCUGGAGUUCUGAUGCUCGUCUCCAUGUAAGCAAUCCUAUCACUAAAGAGUAUUUCACUACUCCGCCAUAUACAACAGAUAUAGGUUCGCUUUAUUAUAUACGCCGCCCUGCUCUACUUGGCUUUGGAUUUUGCCAUCUUUCGUAUGAAUACAAGGUAGUUGUUCUUGAAAAUGCAGGAUUAUUAGAUGGUGAGAUUAAACCAUUAGUUUUAACUGUUGGAACUGACCGUUCAUGGAGGUCUUUGAAAGCAAUUCCUGAUAGAAAAUUUGUUGCGCAAUUUCAGAUUUUUGGCGGGGUACAUGUGAAGGGAGUAUUAUAUUGGUACAUGGAAACUUGUACACUUACCGAAUGGCUAGAUAAUCAUGCAAAUGAUAGACUUAAAACCCUCAUCUGUUUUGAUGUAACUAAAGAAGACCUUGUUAUGAUUGUGGUUCCAAUUGAAAACCUAGAAGAAAAAUAUGUUAGUAUUAGUAUUGCAGAAAAAGGAGGAAAGCUUUGUUUGAUAAACAUAAAUUAUGGUCCCAUAUGCUCCCUGUUGAUCGAGUUAUAUAUUGCGCGGAAUGAUAUUGAUGACGAUUUGAGUAGUUUAAAUUCGUGGAAGAAAGAGCUGACUGUUACUGUUCCUAAUAUGGCUUAUGGUAUGGGUGUCAGGCACUUAUUCGUCUUAAUUGUUACUGAUGAGAUCAUGGUGAUUAGACUUAAUCAUGAUGCAACGUAUGGUUUUUUUGAUGUAGCAACUGGAAUGUUAUUGGGUGUACAUAGUUUGGUUCGCUGUGCAACUCUAGUCCCUUUUGUGCCAAGUUUGGUUUCUCUUUUCCAUCGUCCACCACUUUUUCCUUUGUUGAACUCUUCUGUUAGGUGCUAG
Molecule: messenger RNA, 1293 nt
Organism: Lycium barbarum (goji berry)
Lineage: Eukaryota; Viridiplantae; Streptophyta; Magnoliopsida; Solanales; Solanaceae
Product: putative F-box protein At3g21120
Exons: 1
Coding region: 1-1293 (430 amino acids)
Molecular function (GO): protein binding
Source: RefSeq, a predicted model, not a curated record